AUGGGCAACUUCAAGUUCGUUUCCUCCAGCUCGGUUAUGACGUACAUCAUCUGCAUCCUCAUGCUGGCAUUUGACUUCUGGACGGUCAAGAACGUCUCCGGCCGGCUAAUGCGCCCGGGGGGGGUGGGGGGGGGAUGGGUGGGAAUCGAAACGAGUCGAGUGGAGUCUAAUGCUGUGCAGGUGGGGCUCCGGUGGUGGAGCAACGUCAAGGAGGACGGCACGACGGAGUGGGUGUUCGAGUCCCUGGAGGACAUGUCGGAGAUCAACAGCGCCGACUACAAGCUCUUCUGGAUCGGGCUCUACGGCACGCCGGUCUUGUGGGUCUGCCUUCUCGUCACGGGGAUCAUGCUCCUCAAGUUCCAGUGGCUGGUGAUCGUGGUGAUCGCGCUGCUCUUGAGCGGGGCGAACAUCUACGGGUACACCAAGUGCAACGCAGACGCCAAGGUCAAGGUGCAGCAGAUGGUGAACGAUGGCAUGAUGGCGGGGGCCAUGCAGGGGGCGCAAGCAGCACUGGGGAACGUGGGCCUCCGAAAUGCUCUCUUCUCCAUGUUUGGCGGGGACCAGGCGCAGCAGGGGGGCGGCAGGGGGGGGGCAUCCUCCUCCAACAACGGGUCUGGGAUGAACAACGUCUAG
Molecule: messenger RNA, 633 nt
Organism: Ectocarpus siliculosus
Lineage: Eukaryota; Phaeophyceae; Ectocarpales; Ectocarpaceae
Source: the annotation of a GenBank genome assembly